CGCCUCCAUUUUCUGACCCGGAAACGGAAGUAUACGUGUUUGUCGUUUAGCGUGUAUUUUUUUGCUUGCUUGCUUUUAUAGCAUACCUGCUGUUGGACAUUAUUAUUUUAUAAAAUGGCCGUGGAAUCGAGAGUCACCCAAGAAGAAAUCAAGAAAGAACCAGAAAAGCCAGUCGACAGAGAAAAGACGUGUCCACUGCUCCUGCGGGUCUUCACCACCAACAACGGCCGACACCACAGGAUGGACGAAUUUGCACGCGGGAACGUCCCCUCCAGCGAACUACAGAUCUACACCUGGAUGGAUGCCACUCUGAAGGAGCUGACCAGCCUGGUGAAGGAGGUCUAUCCAGAGGCUCGAAAGAAGGGGACUCACUUCGCGUUCGCCAUCGUUUUCCCCGACACAAAAAGACAAGGCUACAGGGUGAAGGACAUCGGGAGCACGGUCUCUGGGAGGAAGGGGGCGGACGACUCCAUGACUCUGCAGUCUCAGCGCUUCCAGAUCGGAGACUACCUGGACAUCGCCAUCACCCCGCCCAACAGAGCCCCGCCCCUCAUGGGGCGAAUGCGGCCCUACUGACAGUCUCCCUAACGCACACACACACACACACACACACACACACACACACACACACACACACACACACACACACACACACACACACACACACUCACGCACACACACACUCAGCAUAUGCACACAUAGUUAAUUUUUUUCACCAUUUGGAUUUUAUGUUGAUUUGUGUAAAGACGUUUUCUCUCUGCUGUAAAAGUGUCUCUUUUCUCUCCGGACUCCUGGAUGUGAAUUAAACCUUUUGUUUUUAAA
Conger conger (European conger) is the source of this 822-nucleotide messenger RNA. Its product is annotated as histone deacetylase complex subunit SAP18. NCBI's taxonomy places the organism in Eukaryota, Metazoa, Chordata, Actinopteri, Anguilliformes, Congridae. The record is from RefSeq and is a predicted model, not a curated record. The transcript has 4 exons. Gene Ontology annotation, cellular component: nucleus. Gene Ontology annotation, molecular function: transcription corepressor activity; transcription factor binding. Bases 115 to 576 code for a protein of 153 amino acids. Gene Ontology annotation, biological process: negative regulation of DNA-templated transcription.